AUGGUCUCAAAGGUUUUCUCACCUUCACCCAAAACUCCAGCCAGAUAUGGCUGGCUUUUGCCAAGCCUUUUGGCAUCGUUUAAUGUGGCAGGACUGGCCACUUUGAGUGUCCUCUUUUUCUCCAUCCCCUGCCGAGCCUUGGCCCAGAGUGGAGAAUGGGCCCUUCCAGUGGCCACUGGGCUCCUCUGUCUCCUCAGUUUCUACAGCCUCAUUUGCAUGAACAUAUCAGACCCAGGCAUCUUGCACAGAGGCUCUGUGGAGCAGAACCCAGAGGCAUCCUAUGUGGCACAUUUGAACAACAAAUGUUUCCCAAUGCCAUGGUGUGCCAAAUGUCAUCUCCACCGCCUGCCCCGAACCUACCACUGUGAAAACUGCAACAUCUGUGUGGAGGAAUUCGACCACCACUGCAGGUGGAUAAACAACUGUGUGGGCCACCGCAACAUCAGGCUCUACCUGCUGCUCCUCCUCUCAUUGUGCCUCUACCUGGGUGCUGUGCUGGCUGGCUGUGUGGUAUUCCUGGUACACAGGAGGCACAUACCCUUCAUGGACCGAGCCCUGAUGUAUCCACGCAGUCCCAAGGGCCCACACUGGAACCAGCUCUGGUGGAGGGGAGGGAGGGGUGGUCAGCCAAGGGGCUGGCUGCUCAUCAAGGCCAGGGCAGUGAGCACCGCAAGGCGCCCCUAUGAGACCCAG
Molecule: messenger RNA, 693 nt
Organism: Marmota flaviventris (yellow-bellied marmot)
Lineage: Eukaryota; Metazoa; Chordata; Mammalia; Rodentia; Sciuridae
Source: RefSeq, a predicted model, not a curated record